Tachyglossus aculeatus (Australian echidna) is the source of this 4385-nucleotide messenger RNA. RefSeq names its product WD repeat-containing protein 19-like. Lineage: Eukaryota; Metazoa; Chordata; Mammalia; Monotremata; Tachyglossidae. The transcript is spliced from 37 exons. Gene Ontology annotation, cellular component: cilium; intraciliary transport particle A. The record is from RefSeq and is a predicted model, not a curated record. The coding region runs from base 81 to 4118 and encodes 1345 amino acids. Gene Ontology annotation, biological process: intraciliary retrograde transport; cilium assembly. Gene Ontology annotation, molecular function: protein binding.
CUCCGCCAGUUAGUCAACUGCGCCUGCGCGGUGGUGCCAUCAAGAGGUGGCCUUGAAGGCCAACUGGGCUGACAGGAAAGAUGAAGCAAGUAUUUAUUCUCCAAGAAAAGUCUUUGCUCGGUGCUCCUAUACAGUUCAAAUGGCAGAAAACCCAAGGAAACUACAUUGCAGUAGCUGGAGCUGGUUCCACCUUAAAAAUUUUUGAUCGCCAUGGUCUAAUGAAGAAUGAAAUAAACUUACAAGGCACUUGCGUUGCUAUGGAUUGGGAUGUUGACGGAGACACUUUAGCCGUAAUUGCUGAAAAAUCCAACUGCAUCUAUCUGUGGGAUGCUAACACAGAUAAAAUCAGUCAAUUGGAUAGUGGCAUGAGGGAUCAGAUGUCGUUCCUGCUGUGGUCAAAAGUUGGCACCUUACUCGCUAUCGGAACAGUAAAGGGAAAUUUGUUUAUUUAUAACCAUCAGACUUCCCGCAAAAUCCCUAUACUUGGUAAACACAUCAAGCGGAUAACAUGUGGGUGCUGGAGCUCUGAAAACCUGCUGGCCCUUGGCAGUGAGGAUAAAAUGAUUACUGUUAGCAACCAAGAAGGGGAUACGAUAAGACAGAUCCUUUUGAAAAUGGAGCUGAGCGAUAUGCGCUUCUCAGUGCUGAGGGAUGAUAAUAGAACAAGUAACGCCGAAAACACCAUCAGUGUGGUUGUUGGCAAGAAAAAUAUCUUUUUGAUUAACGUAAAUAGUCCAGAAAAUCCAGUUGAGCUGGAAUUCCAGCAGCACUAUGGCAGCAUUGUUUGUUACCACUGGUUUGGUGAUGGCUACAUCAUGAUUGGUUUUUCCCAAGGCUACGUUGUGGUCAUUUCUACACAUUUUCAAGAGCUCGGGCAAGAGAUCUUUCAAGCUCACAAUCAUAAGGAUAAUUUAACGAACAUUGCAAUAUCACAAUCGUUAAAUAAAGCUGCAACAUGUGGAGAUAACUGCAUUAAGAUCCACGAUUUGUCAGAGCUGAAAGAAAUGUAUGCUAUAAUAAACCUGGAUGAUGAAAAUAAAGGUUUAGGGACUCUGUCUUGGACGGAUGAUGGACAGCUGUUGGCAACGUCUACCCAAAGGGGCUCGCUGCACGUCUUCCUGACCAAGCUCCCGGUCCUCGGAGACACCCAUGGCACUCGGAUUGCCCACCUCACCUCUCUCCUCGAAGUCACCGUAGCCAACCCCGUUGAAGGAGAACUCCCGAUCACGGUGUCCGUUGAAGUGGAGCCUAACUUUAUUGCCGUUGGCCUCUACCACUUGGCUGUUGGGAUGAACAACCGGGCUUGGUUUUAUGCCCUCAAGGAGGACAGUGUUAAAAAACUGAAAGAUGUGGAAUAUCUGGGGACAGUAGUCAGUAUGUGCCUUAAUUCUAACUAUGCAGCUGUGCUCUUUGAGGGCAAGGUCCAAUUACAUAUGAUACAGAGUGAAAUUCUGGAUGCUCAAGAAGAGCGAGAAACUCGCCUCUUCCCCACAACAGCUAAUGAAUGUCGAAUUCUCUGUCACGCUUUAACGAACGAUUUCCUGAUCUAUGGAACAGAUGCUGGUGUUAUUCAUUAUUUCUACAUUGAAGAUUGGCAACAUGUGAAUGAAUACCGACACCCUGUCAGUGUCAAAAAAAUCUUUCCAGAUACAAAUGGGACCCGGCUGACUUACAUUGAUGAUAAAAAUGAAGGCUUUCUGUACUGCCCAGUAACUGAUGCUGUGUAUGAAAUUCCAAAUUUCUCACCAACCAUCAAAUGCAUUCUUUGGGAAAACUGGCCAAUGGAUAAUAGUGUGUUUGUUGCCUACGAUGAUGAUAAAGUCUAUACUUACAUCUUUCACAAGGGUACUAUUCAAGGAUCCAAGGUGAUUUUGGCAGGUGGCACCAAAAUUCCAUUUUCUCAUAAGCCAUUGCUGUUGUAUAAUGGAGAACUAACCUGCCAGACCCAGAGUGGGAAAACAAACAAUAUCUGCCUUAGCACGCAUGGUUUUCUGGGAAAGUUGGACAAUUUAAAACCCAGUGAGCUAAAACAAAUACUGAUGCAGGCUUUAAUAUUGAAAAGAUUUUCUGACGCCUGGGUGAUAUGCAAGCAUCUGGAUGACUUGUCUGCGUGGAAUGAACUAGGCAGUGCCUGUUUGCAUCACAUGGAAGUAGAGUUCGCCAUACGUGUAUAUCGUACAAUUAGAAAUGUCGGGAUAGUGAUGUCUUUGGAACAAAUAAAGGGGGUAGAAGACCACAGUCUUUUAGCAGGACACCUUGCCAUGUUUACUAAUGAUUUCAACCUGGCCCAGGAUCUGUACCUGGCAUCUAGCUGCCCCAGAGCUGCACUUGAGAUGAGACGAGAUUUGCAGCACUGGGACAGUGCACUGCAGCUGGCUAAACGCUUGGCCCCCGACCAGAUCCCGCUGCUCUCAAAGGAGUACGCUAUUCAGCUCGAAUUCACGGGCGAUUAUAUAAAUGCUUUGGCACAUUACGAGAAGGGAAUUACAGGAAACAAUAAGUACCAGGACCACGAUGAAGCCUGCCUAGCCGGAGUGGCUCAGAUGUCCAUUCGGAUGGGUGACAUCCGUCGAGGGGUUAACCAAGCCAUUAAACAUCCCAGCAGGCUGCUCAAGCGGGACUGUGGAGCCAUUCUGGAAAAUAUGAAGCAAUUUUCAGAAGCGGCCCAGUUAUAUGAAAAAGGACAGUAUUAUGACAAAGCAGCAUCAGUAUAUAUUCGUUGUAAAAACUGGGCAAAGGUUGGUGAAUUGCUCCCUCACGUAACUUCUCCCAAGGUUCAUCUACAAUAUGCCAAGUCUAAGGAAGCAGAUGGAAGAUACAAGGAAGCUGUUGUGGCUUAUAAAAAUGCCAAGCAGUGGGAAAAUGUCAUCCGCAUCUAUUUGGAUCACCUUGGCAACCCUGAAAAGGCGGUUAGUGUGGUCAGAGAAACCCAAUCUCUGGAGGGAGCCAAAAUGGUAGCCAGGUUCUUUCUCCAACUGGGAGACUAUGGUUCUGCCAUUCAGUUUCUGGUCAUGUCCAAAUGCAACAAUGAAGCUUUCACACUGGCCCAGCAACACAACCAAAUGGAACUGUAUGCUGACAUCAUAGGUUCAGAGGACACCCCCAACGAAGACUAUCAGAGUAUCGCAUUGCACUUUGAAGGAGAAAAGAAACAUUUUCCAGCGGGCAAGUUCUUUUUGCUCUGCGGCCAAUACGCACGGGCUUUAAAACACUUCCUCAAGUGCUCCAGUACAGAUGAUAACGCAGCCCUAGAAAUGGCAAUUGACACAGUUGGGCAGGCAAAGGAUGAGUCAUUGACCAAUCAGCUCAUAGAUCACCUCAUGGGAGAGAGUGACGGCAUGCCCAAGGAUGCCAAGUAUCUAUUCCGCUUAUACAUGUCCCUGAAGCAAUACCGAGAGGCUGCCCGCACUGCCAUAAUCAUCUCCAGGGAGGAGCAGUCCGCAGGAAACUAUCGAAGUGCCCACGAUGUUCUCUUCAGCAUGUACGCAGAACUGAGAACCCAGAAGAUCACAAUUCCUUCUGAGAUGGCCACAAACCUUAUGAUCCUGCACAGCUAUAUUUUGGUUAAGAUUCACGUGAAACGUGGGGAUCACCUGAAGGGAGCCCGCAUGCUGAUUCGAGUGGCCAACAACAUUAGCAAAUUCCCCUCCCACAUCGUGCCCAUCCUGACGUCCACCGUGAUCGAGUGCCACCGGGCGGGCCUGCGGAGCUCGGCCUUCAGCUUCGCGGCAAUGCUCAUGCGGCCCGAGUACCGCAGCCGGAUCGAUCUCAAAUACCGCAAGAAGAUCGAAGCCAUGGUCAGGAGACCCGACACCACUGAGGCUGAAGAGGCGACCACCCCGUGCCCGUUUUGUGAUUUCCCGCUUCCUGAGUGCGAGCUGCUCUGUCCUGGGUGCAAGAAUAAUCUCCCAUACUGCAUUGCCACGGGCCGACACAUGGUAAAGGAUGAUUGGACCAUCUGCUCCCACUGCGACUUUCCAGCUUUAUACUCCGAGUUGAGGAUAAUGCUACAUUCCGAAAAGACCUGUCCGAUGUGUUCAGAGUCCCUCAGUCUCGCCGACCUGAAAAAGAUAGGGGACUGUUCAGCGUACCUGAAUCCCGAAGCUGUGGAGCCGUGAUGUUUCCAGAACCCUCCGGCCGAGGGACAUUGAGGAACCACAGGAGUGGAGGCGGGAGACCUAGAUGAUGAUUAGUGAUCAGCUGCCUGAUGCUUUACGAGCUCAGGAGGUGUUACUGGUUGUAGUUUCACGAAGCAUUCAGAGAAAAGGUUUGAAGUGUCUGGGGAAAGAUUUUGGUGCAACGUCCCCAGCACCUGGCAGGCUCACGCCCACGGUACUCUAACCAAUCGGGAGAGUCUUUUCCAGGUUUUAAGGCGGUGACUCUCA